UCCUAACCCUGACAGAACCUGAUGGAGGCCAGGAAUAGUGAGCUCCCAAGCCUCAAAGCCCCUGAACUCCAGGUGGAACCCAGCACCUCCUGUCAAGCUGCUGCAUCGCUGGUGGAGAGAAAAUUCCAUGUUCUUGUGGGCGUCACUGGAAGUGUUGCUGCCCUAAAGUUGCCUCUUCUGGUGUCAGGCCUUUUGGACAUUCCUGGGCUGGAAGUAGCAGUAGUCACAACUGAGCGAGCCAAACAUUUCUACAGCCCCCAGGAUGUUCCUGUCACCCUCUACAGUGAUGCUGAUGAAUGGGAGAUGUGGAAUUGCCGCUCUGACCCAGUUCUCCACAUUGACCUGCGGAGAUGGGCAGACCUCAUGCUGAUAGCACCUCUGGAUGCCAACACUCUGGGGAAGCUGGCCAGUGGCAUCUGUGACAACCUGCUUACUUGUGUCGUCCGGGCGUGGGACCACAGCAAGCCGCUGCUCUUCUGUCCAGCCAUGAACACCGCUAUGUGGGAGCACCCGAUUACUUCACAGCAAGUGGGCCAGCUUAAGGCUUUCGGCUACAUCGAGAUCCCCUGCGUGAGCAAGAAGCUGGUGUGUGGAGACCAGGGUCUGGGAGCCAUGGCUGAGGUCAAGACCAUUGUGGACAAAGUAAAAGAAAUCCUCUGUCAACGUGAUGGUUUCUAG
This is a messenger RNA of Elephantulus edwardii (Cape elephant shrew), 678 nucleotides long. RefSeq names its product phosphopantothenoylcysteine decarboxylase (gene PPCDC). NCBI's taxonomy places the organism in Eukaryota, Metazoa, Chordata, Mammalia, Macroscelidea, Macroscelididae. Gene Ontology annotation, molecular function: FMN binding; phosphopantothenoylcysteine decarboxylase activity. Gene Ontology annotation, biological process: coenzyme A biosynthetic process. Gene Ontology annotation, cellular component: phosphopantothenoylcysteine decarboxylase complex. Bases 22 to 678 code for a protein of 218 amino acids. The record is from RefSeq and is a predicted model, not a curated record. The transcript has 5 exons.